This is a messenger RNA of Cutaneotrichosporon cavernicola, 3459 nucleotides long. RefSeq lists its product as uncharacterized. The transcript is spliced from 20 exons. Gene Ontology annotation, molecular function: ubiquitin-ubiquitin ligase activity. Bases 1 to 3459 code for a protein of 1152 amino acids. Gene Ontology annotation, cellular component: nucleus; cytoplasm; ubiquitin ligase complex. The record is from RefSeq and is a predicted model, not a curated record. Lineage: Eukaryota; Fungi; Basidiomycota; Tremellomycetes; Trichosporonales; Trichosporonaceae. Gene Ontology annotation, biological process: protein polyubiquitination.
AUGUCUGGCAAUGAUCAAGAGCUCUCCGAGGCCGAAAAGAUGCGCUUGAAGCGUCUUGCUAGGUUAGGCGGGCCGUCAACUUCCACGCCUUCGCCGUCCACAGCGACACCCCCAGCGGACCCUCAGACUCUAAGCGCUGCCUCUUCGUCAGGAUCGCGCCUGCUUUUGGUCGGCAAUUCUAGUCAAGGCGCGUCGCCUCGCGGCGCGUCCCCUGCUCCCGCGGCUCGCCCCGCCGAGAAGCCCAAGCCACCCCCCAAGGCCGCGUCGCCGGCUCCGGCACCGCGUGUCAUCAACAAGUCCUCCCCCGCAACUUCCCGUACCGCCACCCCAUCGACUCAUCAGACCGUCCCUUCGCCUGCGGUUCACGCGACUCCGCUAACUCCAUACCUGCAGUGGGAGUCAACCAAAGUGGCAGCUGUGUUCUCAGUGACGCUCAAGAAGUCCAUUGCCGAGAGGAGUGACUGGACCCUUUGCUGGCUCAAGAGCCUCGCUGAGGAGAUUGCUGAAGAGAGUCCAGGCGACCAUACCAAAUUGAACGUGUCGCUGGACAUUCGUGACCGGCUGCUGAUUGCGCGUUUAUCUUUGGACCCCAACGCCAUGGCGACCUCCGACGACCCGGACCAGCUCAUGGUCUUGGCUGGUAUGCCUCAGAACGAGACCGUGUUUGAGUACCUCACCGGGUGCUGGAAGCGCUUGUACGCUGCCAACCGUGAGAUGUCGCGCCUCGGCUACAGCGCUGCAGAGAAGAUUCAGUGGACCAAGGCCUUUGACGAGCUCAAGAGGCUUAUCAUCUCUUACGCGGGAAUGACCCUUGAGGACCCCAGCAUGUUCCCCCAACCGGCAGCACGCGAGGAUCUGGGUCCGGCAGAGUUCCUUCCUCUUCUUCUCGGAGUCAACGGUGGCGCGAAUUCGAACGCCGGAGAUCCAUAUACGUCUUCCACAGCCGAGCCUGCCGUUGUUCACCAGGGCGCUCUGAAGCCGAGCGAUCUUCUGCCAUUCCUCAACGACCUCAUUGCGGGGUUCCCAGACGGAAGCUUCGCGGAUGUGAUCACGCCCACGUUGAGCCUCUUCUUCCAGAAGUGGUUCCAAAUCACGCCCCCGGCGGACCUACUGGGCGACGAUUGGCGCAAGUACCUCAGUGCUGUGAACCUCCUUGUACAGGUCAAGGGCAUUGCGGCGCUCCUUCCCUCACUCCCCGUGUGGCUUGCCCCGAACGUGGCCGGCAACACCAUUGAGUGGAAGUCUCUCCUCGGACCCUUGACCCGACUGAGUGUCUUCCCUCGUGAAUUCCCUGAAAUCUGGAAGACUUACUUCUCCAACCCAACAGACCGCAAGGUCGCUGACAUUGACGCGAACAAGGCAAACCUUCGCCACACUCUCGGAGGGCUGCAGUCGUCGCUGUUCAGCAUCUACAACUCCAUCGUCAGGGCAUCGCCAGAGGCUCGCGAAGGCGUGCUGGAGUACUUCACCGUGGUCUGCAAGGUCAACCAGAAGCGUGCUGGCAUGAGGGUCGACUACAGGACCGUGUCAACAGACGGCUUCAUGAUCAACAUCCACGCCGUCCUGCUUAAGCUCUUUGAGCCUGUGAUGGAUGUUCAGUUCUCCAAGAUCGACAAGGUCGAUACCGACUACUACCUUCACAGUGAUCGGCUCGACAUCUCUGAUGAGACCAAGAUCCGCGCUACUAAGGAGGAGGCCGACCAGUACUUUGACGGUGCCAUGAAUGUCGACACCAAGCCUAACUUCAUUUCGGACCUGUUCUACCUGUUGAAUAGCAUCUUCCACCUCGGCCUCUGCAAGACCAUCGACACACGCUCCAAGGCCGAGAAGAACAUCCAGCAGAUGGAGGAUGAACUCAAGAAGCUCGAAGCUGGUCGCGCAGAGUGGGGGAACAAUCCGGCUGCCAGGGCACAAGGCGAGGCUGGGAUUACCAAGCUCAAGGUGACUGAAGGUGACGAGAAGUGUGCUUAUACACAGGCCGACAUUGCUACGCUUCACGCUUCCGUUCAUGCGUAUGACACGCAGCUUCUGGACCCGGCUUUCACUCGUUUGAAUCUCACAUUCUGUGGAUUCGUCAUGACCUGGAUGCUCCGCCUUGUUGACCCUAAACAUCAACAUCCACAGGUCUCAAUCUCAUUGCCUCUUCCCGCCGAGGCUCCCAUCCAGUUCAAGAUGCUUCCCGAGUUCCUCCUGGAGAACAUUGUCGAGUAUUACCUCUUCCUGUCUCGCUACAAUCCAGACGCACUCGACAAGGCCGACAAGGACAUCUUGAUCACCUUUGCGCUCACGUUCGUCUCACCUACUUACGUGAAUAAUCCCUUCCUCAAGGCCAAGUUGAUUAAUGCUCUCGCGAAUGGUUUGUACCCUGUGGGAUACUGGCGUAAGGGCCCACUCUUCGACCAGCUCAGUGUCCUCCCGCUGUCAACCGAGCAGCUCAUGCCGACUCUCAUUCGCUUCUUCAUCGACGUUGAAAUGACUGGCGGGCACACUCAAUUCUGGGACAAGUUCAAUUUCCGCCGUGACAUCAGUCGCAUCAUCAAGAGUAUGUGGUCAAACCCGCUUCAUCGCGAAGCUUUUGUCAAAUCUGCACGCGACGACGAGGACCAGUUCAUCCGCUUCGUCAACAUGUUGAUGAGCGACACGACGUUCCACCUGGAGGAGUCCCUGACGCACCUUGCCAAGAUUCACUCUCUCCGUGCCCGCAAGGAGGACACCGAAAGCUGGAACGCGCUCCCAGAAAACGAGAGGAAAGACCUCGAGAGCGAGCUCGCGCAGGCCGAGAGCAUCGCUCCAUUCCACACGUCGAUGGGACGUGACCACGCCGAACUGAUGCGCGACUUUACAGCGACGACCAGGGAGCCUUUCUUGGUGGGGGAGAUUGUCGAUCGUUUGGCGGCGUCACUUGAUGAGAACCUGACCAACUUGGUGGGCCCGAAGAUGCAGGAGCUCAAGCUGGUUGAUCCCGAGCGGUUCUCGUUCAAGCCCAAGCAGCUGCUGGCCGCCAUCGCCCAGAUCUACCUCAACCUGGGCGAUUCGCGCGCCUUCGUUACUGCCGUCGCCAACGAUGGUCGCAGUUACACGAAGGAGCUCUUUGAGCGGUUUGCUCGUGUGCUCAAGAAUCGCGCGAUCAUGACGGACGGUGAAGUUGCUGGCGUCGUGGCCUUUACGCAGCGUGUCGAGGACGCUAAGGCGACAAUCGAGGCGGAGGAGGAGCGCGAGAUUCCCGACGAAUUCUUGGUCAUGAAGGACCCCGUCAUCCUUCCCGUCUCUCGUGUCACCGUCGACCGCAGCACCAUUCGCGCGUCUCUUUUGUCGAAGGAGUUGGACCCCUUUAACAACGUUCCGAUGAAGUACGAGGACGUGGUUCCAAACACGGAGCUCAAGGCCCAGAUCGACGCGUGGUUGGCCGAGACCAGGGUUGUGCCUCCCAAGGACGUCAUGGACGUCGACGAGUUGUAG